AUGAUCAAAGCCACCCUCCUGUCUGCCGCCGCUUGCCAUGGCGUGCUUGCCUGGGAGGCCGCCACUGCUUCGGUUUCGUGGGCGCCCGGCGUAACCUGCCCGGCGGGAGCGUUCGAGUUCGACCCGAGCUCCAUGUAUGGCGAGAGCGGCUACGAGUGGGUCGGAGACGUGGUUGCCUCCAUCCACCACAUCGGCAAUCCGCAAUCCUGCUGUCAGUUGGCAGGUGGAGACGGCAUCCACGGGAUCGGCCGAUUCUACACGCUCUGCAACCCCAAGACGGGCUGCCAUGACUCAAAGAGGGCAUACACCUGCACCAUCUUUUCGAACGUCACAGGGAAAAGGCCGCUUGCUGGGGCGCUGUCUGGCCACGCGCAGGCACCUGUUCGGUCGAUCAUCAACGGCGUGCAACAUGCCGAGGGCGCCAACAACUACGCCAACCCUUUCGUGUCGGCAUGCAGGCCGGGCAAGACCGAGGCCAUUCCAGGCGACAGCAAUAUCACCAUCCCUGGCGCGGGGGGCGGACAUGGCGCGCGAGAGGAAGGCGCCGUCUGCGCGCCAUGGUGCGGGUGUCCGAAGGCGAAGGAGGGUCAGCCCGCUUGCCUCGGAGGCUUUGUGGAGUGCCCCACCGACGACCUGCCGCCAGGCACCACUGCUACCCCGCAGUGCUUCCUCCUCGGGGUUGCGCCCCGGGAUUUCAACUGUGCCCUGGUGUGCGACCCGAGCGACCCCACGGGCGGCCCGGCCUCUCGCUGCCCCAAAGGCGCCGCCUGCAAGCCGCUGUACAGCAAGCUGGACGUAGCGAGCGCAGGCAUCUUCAACACAGGCGCGUGCGUGUACAACUGAUCUCCGCGCUGGCGCGACACGCGUGCAUGUAAAGGUCCAUGUAUUUGUACUGUAGCUCACGACUCUUGAGUUUAAGUAUUACCUUGUGCUGAUAUAAAAAAUUAGAUAUUCU
Molecule: messenger RNA, 955 nt
Organism: Emiliania huxleyi CCMP1516
Lineage: Eukaryota; Haptophyta; Isochrysidales; Noelaerhabdaceae
Exons: 1
Coding region: 1-843 (280 amino acids)
Source: RefSeq, a predicted model, not a curated record